Messenger RNA from Oxyura jamaicensis (ruddy duck), 3803 nucleotides. It is a transcript of the gene FBXO25, whose product is annotated as F-box protein 25. The transcript is spliced from 11 exons. Gene Ontology annotation, biological process: protein ubiquitination. The coding region runs from base 148 to 1257 and encodes 369 amino acids. Gene Ontology annotation, molecular function: protein binding. Gene Ontology annotation, cellular component: SCF ubiquitin ligase complex; cytoplasm; nucleus. NCBI's taxonomy places the organism in Eukaryota, Metazoa, Chordata, Aves, Anseriformes, Anatidae. The record is from RefSeq and is a predicted model, not a curated record.
CCGGCCCCACCAAUGGGGAAAGGCGCUGCCGGGUAGCAACAAGCGGCGGCGGCCAAUCAGCGGGGCGGGGGGGUGGUGCCGCGCUACUUCCGGCAAUAGCCCUGCGGCCCGGGGCCUGUGGGGAGCGGCGGCGCUGCCAGAGAAACCAUGCCUUUUUUGGGCCAAGACUGGAGAUCCCCUGGAUGGAGAUGGGUUAAAACAGAAGAUGGAUGGAAACGAUUUGAACCCUUCAGCCCUGCACUUGAGAACAAGAACAAUCAGCUUAAUGACAUCAGUCACACUGUCAUUUUAACAGGUGAUGAAGAUGAAGAAAUAUACACUACAGAGGAUUGUGAAUUUGCAGCCAAGAAAAGGAAAAAAGACCACUGUAGUAAUAACACAAAUUCACAAUGUUUUUAUCGUGAAAAUUGGAUUUAUGUCCAUAAGGAAAGCACCAGAGAAAGACAUGGCUAUUGUACUUUGGGAGAAGCUUUUAAUCGCUUAGAUUUUUCAAGUGCAAUUCAGGACAUCAGAAGGUUCAAUUACGUGGUCAAACUCUUGCAGUUAAUUGCAAAGUCUCAGUUAACUUCACUGAGUGGUGCAGCACAGAAGAACUAUUUUAACAUUUUGGACAAAAUUGUGCGGAAAGUCAUGGAAGACCAAUAUAAUCCACGAUUAAUCAAAGAUCUCCUACAGGAUUUGAGUUCUACUCUUUGUAUACUAAUUAGAGGAGUAGGAAAAUCUGUUCUGGUUGGAAACAUUAAUAUUUGGAUUUGCCGAUUAGAAACUAUCCUUUUGUGGCAACAACAGCUAAAAAACCUUCAGAUGAACAAGCAAGUCAACAAUGGUCUUACACUUAGUGAUCUCCCUCUGCAUAUGCUGAGUAACAUCUUGCACAGGUUCUCUGAUGGCUGGGACAUUAUUACCUUAGGUCAAGUGACCCCAACUCUGUACAUGCUCAGUGAAGACAGGCAACUGUGGAAAAAACUAUGCCAGUACCAUUUUGCAGAAAAACAGUUUUGUAGGCAUUUGAUUCUAUCAGAGAAAGGCCAUAUUGACUGGAAGCUGAUGUACUUUGCACUUCAGAAAUGCUACCCAAUAAAGGAGCAGUAUGGAGACACCUUGCAUUUCUGUCGACACUGUAGUAUUCUCUUCUGGAAGGACUACCAUCUUGCUUUGUUACUCAAGGAUGGAGGACACCCCUGCACAGCCAGUGAUCCAAACACCUGUCUUAUGCCAGUAUCUCCUCAGCAUUUCAUUGACCUCUUCAAGUUUUGAGAUGUUCAGUAGCUGUUCUCCUGUGUUGUGACCAUUUUUGUGAGGAGUCAGGCAGGAUCUGUCAUGCUUCUUGUGCAAUAUAUUUAAUUGUUUUGUUGUCGUUUAAAAAAUGGAUAUUGGGGGGACCUUAUCAGACAGGUAUAUUUGGAGUGCUGGUCUUCAGCAGAAGAGAGCUGAGGAGGAGAAAAUACUUAAAAUCUUUGUUAGGGAAUCUGCAUUGAAUGACCAUUGUAAUUGCAAUUUUAAAUACAUUUUUGAUGCCUUAAUCAAUUAAAAUAAUCAGUUAAAGCUACGUGGAAGAGUUUUGAAAAUUUAUUGGAAGAGUUAAAUUAUUCUUAUAGGGACCAAAGGAGUUUUUUUUGUUUGUUUUUUGCUGAUUCCUCUUUCUUUAAGCCACUGUUUUCAAAACACUUCCAUAUAAUUUACGCCAUUAUAAAGAAUAGGCCAAUAAUUCUCUUGGACUUCUAUCAGUUACCAGCAAGGCAUUAAUUGUUGUGAGCUAGUGAAUAAAAUAUAGCUGUAGUUAUAUAUCUGAACCUAUAAAUAAAGGAAAUAACCAAUUUUUUGUAUGUACAUUAUGCAAAAAUUCUUAUUUUUCUUAAGAGGACUUUAUUAAAUAUAUAACCUAUCUCAGCAAACUCUAACUCGACACCUGGGGCUGCUGGAAAAUGACUUUUGUAGCUACAGCUUUCAUUUAUAGUACAAAUGCAACUGCAUUAAUUCAUCUUCUAAGAAGAAGACAUUACUGAAAUCUAACAAGAAUGGAGUUGCUUGUUUCUAAACUGUGUCAGGACAAUGCAAACUGAGGUUCCAACCUGAGAAGCCAAGGAAAAUCCUGGAAGGUAGUCUGAGCUGAAGCACCUUCUGCUAGGUUAAUCAGGUAACAAAUUCUCCGGGAAGCUAUCUUAUUCUAUUCUGUAAAGCAAAAGUAAUUGCAGAGUUGCAAUUUUUCCUUUACCUGUCUGAGAAGUGUUGGUACUGUUGAUGAAAUUUAACCAAUAAUAUGUGAUGUACAGAAAAAUAAAACUUACUAUAUUCUGCGCUUGCUUAUUCUGAAUCUAGUUUUGCACAGUGUAAUAAAUCAUGGUUUUUAUUACUCCUUUACAUCUGUCUUGCAUAGAUGAACCCAUUGAAUUUUAUAGUAAGAUCUUUCUAUAGCCUGUUCUUUGUAGUGAUUCGUAACAGAAUGAGAAAGAUGCAAGUAGUGCAAGUGCCAUUGCUUUUCAGUAAUUGGUUGUAUCAGCACAUCUUUUUUUGAAUGGGACAGUUAAAGCUUCUUAAUAGGUUACAUAAGAAGAGACUUAGAAUAUAGCUUUAUUCACUCAAAUUUUAGUCAUAUCAAUCCUUCUCUUUUAACUUAAUGAUAGGUAGAUUUCUCAGUACAGGGAUUUGUUUUUUUUCUUCCACUGAAGGUGUCUGCUGUGGUUACUGUAGCCUCAAACUGUGGAGCUGUUACAUCUCUUCAUAAUGUUGCUGUAAGCCUUGCUUUGUUGGCCCAAGCACUGCUCUAGCUGCUGGAUUUGUUGAGGAACCAGCAGCUCUUAAGACUUGAACCCAUAACAUUGCGAACUUUGUUUUCUGUCUGUAGGAGCCCUUGUAACCUUGCAGUGGUUGAAGAAUGCUGCUAUUCAUGCAUCUUUUUUUAAUCAGGGCUAGGGUUUUGCAACUCUCCAUGAAACUUCAUGUUCAAGGGCCCUACCUACUCUGUCUCCUGUACAUAAGUUUACAGGAAUGGUCCUAAGAGCUGAAAGUUACUUUCCCUAGUGUCUAAGCUGAGUAGAAAAAAAAAACUGAAAAGGGAUUUUAAAGGCUUAAAGAAGGAAAAGUCUGUUAAUUUUCAGUCCUAUUACAAGUGUCAGAUAAGUCAGGCUUAAUCUUUUGCUCCCUAUAACUACUUGUCCUGCUCUUUCCUGUGUAGCAGAAAGCCUUUGCCAGGCCUGUAAGGCCUCUCAGAUGGCAGUAGCUAAGGCGACAAGAAGCAGGACAUGUACUUUUAGUCCUCUGCCCUAAGCAUUUCACUGGACAAUUGCAGACUGAAGUUGAAAGGGAUGGCUGGAAGCUCAAAAGGUCUAACCCUAUGGCCCAGGCAGGACCACCCUGUCCAGAUGGCUUUUGAAGAUCUGCAAGGAAGGAGACUCCACAACCUCUCCGGGCCUGUGCCAGUGCUGAUCACCUGUAUGGUAAAGAAGUGCUUCAGACAGUACCUGCAGUGUUUCAGUUUAUGCUUCUUGUCUUGGCCCUAACCUCUGCUGAAAAGAGCCUGGCUCCAUUCUCUGUGUACUCUGCCUUUAGUUAUUCUUAGACAUUGCUAAGAUUCCCCCCCUCAGCCUCUUCUCCUGGCUAAACACCUGGCUAAACAGUCCCAGCCGUUCAUAGUAGGAAUGUUCCAGUCCUUUAACAACCUCCAUGGCCCUUCACUAGCCUCUCUCCAGUAUGUCUGUGCCUUGCAGGGGAGAGCCAGGAACUGGACACCAGGCUCCAGCUGUGGCCUCAGGAUACCAUUAGCCCUUAUUAGCAGUAAAAGCAUAUCACUGGCUUAUCAACUU